GCCUGGUGAGCGAAGUGCCACCGUGUCCAAAGUGAGCUGAGCUCGCCUCGCUCGCGAGACGUUUUGUUUACAGCGGCUGCUGCGCUUAUGGCCUGCGAAGUUACGAGGCCAGAAACCCUUUAUUAUUUUAUUACUCACGCAGAUUCUCUCGUUGCAAGGGUCAUUAUACGAAAGCUCCAAUCUGGAUCGAGGCGGCAACAACAGGAAGAAGAAAAUAGAGGAAUUCUCUAGGUCUUCUCGGGAAAAAAUAGUCCAGUCGAAGAACAAAAUGUUCUCCAAAUUUACGUCGAUUCUCCAGCAUGCAGUGGAAGCGCUAGCUCCAUCGCUGCCACUGCAGGAAGACUUUGUCUAUCACUGGAAAGCCAUCACACAUUAUUACAUUGAAACGUCAGAUGACAAAGCGCCAGUCACAGACACCAAUAUUCCAUCCCACCUGGAACAGAUGCUGGAAAUUCUCAGUCAGGAGGAACUCGAACGGGAGUCUGGGGAGACUGGGCCCUGCAUGGAGUAUCUUCUGCACCACAAGAUCCUGGAGACACUUUACACGCUGGGCAAGGCAGAUUGUCCUCCAGGAAUGAAGCAGCAGGUCCUGACCUUCUACACAAAGUUGCUAGCACACAUCCGUCAACCACUCCUGCCACACAUCAAUGUUCACAGACCAGUUCAGAAAUUGAUCCGUCUGUGUGGGGACGUACUUGCCGCUCCUACAGAAAAUGAAGAGAUUCAGUUCCUUUGUAUAGUUUGUGCCAAACUGAAGCAGGAUCCAUAUCUUGUCAACUUCUUCCUUGAGAACAAGUUAAAACAGAGAAAUGAGAACAAGAGUCCAGGCGGGGCAGAUGGGCAGAAGGACGCUGUGUUGGCUCCAGACACGGGUCAAGAACACGCAGGAGGCAGUGAGGCAGCACAAGCUGCCGCCGCUACCUCAAGUCCGAACAAAAAUAACAACAGCAAUUAUAAUCUGGUGACCUCGCUGCUCAACCUUAGCAAGAGCCCCGAUGGCCGGAUUGUGGUGAAGGCUUGCGAAGGCCUCAUGCUGCUAGUCAGUUUACCCGAGCCCGCCGCCGCCAGGUGCUUGACUGAGAACACUGAGCUCUGUGAGCUCCUGACCGACAGAUUGGUCAGCCUCUAUAAGGCCCUUCCCCCAUCCAUGGACCCUUUGGACAUUGAGACAGUGGAGUCCAUCAACUGGGGCCUUGACGUGUAUAAUGUGAAGGAGGAUGGCGCAGUGUUUGCAGGGAAGAGGCCUCUCAUUUCCUUCCUUUCUUGGCUGGAUUAUUGCGACCAGCUCAUUAAAGAGGCUCAAAAGUCGGCGGCCUCUGUGAUGGCCAAAGCAGUGCGAGAAAGAUUUUUUGUUUGCGUGAUGGAGCCGCAGCUUAUGCAGACGUCUGAGGUGGGCAUCCUCACCUCGACGGCCCUUCUCAACAGGAUCAUCCGCCAGGUGACGUCGGAGGCUCUGCUUCAGGAGAUGGUGUACUUCCUGUUGGGGGAGGAGAGCGAGGCCGAGACGCCGUCCACCGUGGCUCAGAAUCCCGUCAGGCACAUACUCAUCGAACACUGUGACCACAUUUCAGACGAGAUCAGCAUCAUGACUCUGAGGCUCUUUGAGCAGCUCAUUCAGAAGCCCAACCAGCACAUCCUACACAGCUUAGUGCUGCGGAACCUCGAGGAGAGGAACUACCUGGAGAACAAACCUCCCGAGGAACGAGAGCCCAUUGAAAACGGCCAGCCUCAUGAUGCUGUAGACCUGGAGGAGGAUCCGCUGUUUGGCGACGACCUCUCUCCAAACAGCAGGCUGCCGUCUUCCGAUUGGCUCAGCCCGUCGCACAGUCCGGACCACUCCAAGUCUGAGGGGAAAACGGAAGUCCACAAGAUUGUCAACAGUUUCCUGUGUUUGGUGCCCGACGAGGCAAAGUCGUCCUACUUCGUGGAAGGAAGCGGCUAUGACACGUACCUUCGAGACGCGCACAGACAGUUCCGGGACUACUGCGGCGUCUGUCAUCGCUGGGACUGGAGAGGAAUCCCCAAACCCUUUGAGAAAUGCAACUUGGAAGUCCCGUUCUUUGAGGGGCACUUCCUGAAGGUCCUCUUUGACAGGAUGGGGCGCAUUCUAGAUCAGCCGUAUGAUGUCAACUUGCAAGUGACGGCGGUUUUGUCCAAACUGUCCUUGUUGCCGCACCCCCACCUGCACGAGUACCUGCUGGACCCCUACAUUAACUUGGCUCCCGGAUGCAGGUCCUUGUUCUCCGUAGUCGUCAGGGUGGUGGGUGACCUCAUGUUGAGGAUUCAGCGCAUCCCAGACUUCACCCCUAAACUGCUGCUGGUGAGGAAGCGAUUGUUGGGACUGGAGCCCGAGGGCAUCACUAUCGACCACAUGACUCUGCUGGAGGGGGUGAUCGUGCUGGAGGAGUUCUGUAAAGAGCUGGCGGCUAUCGCCUUCGUCAAAUACCACGCCACUGCCUCGUCGUCGCCGUAGCGUCCGCCGUGCCCUUCUCGUCGGGCCGCCUGAACGUCGACGGUUGGUCGUCCGUGCUCGACGGGCCGUGUGGCUUUCGGGCUCUGAGUUCCAACACUGCCAAUUCAGCAGAGGAACAAGAUACAGACUGAAGAUGGGCAACCUCUGCGUGUUCUUUUACUGCCCAGCCACUCAUCAUCAUCAUGGACAUAAUGUGUGUGUGACAAACAGAUGUGUGUAUUUAUUUGCAGUCAUGGAUGUCAUCGCCUUAGUGUGGAAGCACACCUUUUCUUUUUAGAACAUUUUUAUCUUCAUCGACAUGCAGUUGACAUUCUCCUUGGACUGUAGUAACAAUACUACGCACACCUUUUAAAACGCCAAUUUCUCUUUAAUUUAUUGAUUUGCUUUCAGGUCGCCUUUCUUUUUAAACUGUCGUCGUAUUAGGAUGCUUUUAAUUCAGUCAACGAACUGAAGCUUUUUCUUCAUCAUCCAAAGGUGUCAGCAUCCAGCGUGGUGCGUUUAGGAACUUUUGCACAUGCACUUGUUACAUUUUCGCUUGCAUUUGUACAAAGAUACAAGGCUUCUCAUAGUUCCCAUUCUGUAUGUAAAUGUUUUCCUUCCCUGAGCCACUGAGCUCAUCUCUUAAGUUGCUAUGCCUUCUUCUACAAACUUGUAUUUAAAAGCAGUGUUGUGUCUCGGAUGACCCAAAAGUGUACUGUAUUAAUUUCAUGGUGAGGUGUUGGUUGCUUGAAAUCAACAACUUGCUACACUUUUGGGAAGUCAAGAUUGUCCUCCAUGUAUUUUGUGUGUAGUUAUUAGGUUGGUGUUUCAGCACUUGUGUGGGGACGCGAGAGAUUUGUGUUGCGGUCCUCCGCCAGUCUUGAGCUGUUGAUGGAAGUGCUCGCACAGGGUCACAUUUGCACAUUUGUAUUUCUUCACACUUGCUCAUUAUGUAAAUAUAUAACACAAAUUAUGUGUAUUUUUUCCUCUUUCAUAAACCAAAUAUAGGAGUAAUGUUCCUAUUUUCCAGGACUUGCUUUUUUUUUUUUUUUUUCUUAAAUGGUCAAUCAUGCAUAUUUUAUUAUCAGCCAUCUUACCAACUUUGAGUGUUAAGUUGUGUAUUGUGUGUGUACAACAAUAGCAAUAUAGAAAUAUACUACCUGGUGUCAUUGCAUGCCGUGGCAUUAUUUUCUUUGACAAAAGAGAGCAGAAGGCUGAUUGGCUGAGUUCACAGUGACACGUGAUGCCUUACUUCUACUCUUCAUCUUUUUAGUUACAUCAGCUCGCCUUGCCAUGACUAUGUUAGCUUUUUUGCUGACAGUGACCGGUCACUGUUGUUUGUAAUUGCAUCCUUACUCUGUUGUUUCUUUUCUGAUAUGAAAGAAAGUGAAGCCUUGUUUUCUUUGUAUGGCUAUUUUGAUUUGUGCAAUGCAGACGUGAGACAUUGUGCAUGAUCUUCCCUCCUGGUGCUUCACUGAGGAUUUGAAACGCAAGCAUUGUGUUCUCACUGACUAUUUAUUCCUCCCUUAUCACUUCAGUUCUGUUAAGACAAUGUGGUCUUGUUCAACUUUCUCCAUCUCAAUAAAAGAUGUAUCCCUGCUGGGUU
Messenger RNA from Syngnathus acus (greater pipefish), 4058 nucleotides. It is a transcript of the gene fhip2a, whose product is annotated as family with sequence similarity 160 member B1. The transcript has 17 exons. NCBI's taxonomy places the organism in Eukaryota, Metazoa, Chordata, Actinopteri, Syngnathiformes, Syngnathidae. The coding region runs from base 269 to 2473 and encodes 734 amino acids. The record is from RefSeq and is a predicted model, not a curated record.